Durotheca rogersii is the source of this 3401-nucleotide messenger RNA. RefSeq names its product phosphatidylinositol 3-kinase. Gene Ontology annotation, cellular component: endosome; phagophore assembly site; phosphatidylinositol 3-kinase complex, class III, type I. Gene Ontology annotation, biological process: autophagosome assembly; autophagy of peroxisome; endocytosis. Lineage: Eukaryota; Fungi; Ascomycota; Sordariomycetes; Xylariales; Xylariaceae. Gene Ontology annotation, molecular function: 1-phosphatidylinositol-3-kinase activity. Bases 103 to 2856 code for a protein of 917 amino acids. The record is from RefSeq and is a predicted model, not a curated record. The transcript has 4 exons.
CCUGCCUACCUACCUACCUACCUACCUACCUACCUCCCUCCCUCCCUCCUGGCAUAUACAGCUUUACUAUCGUAAAGUUGUCAUGGGACAGAAAAUACCGUGAUGGAGCCCAUUUCAUUUGGUAGCUCUGAGUUAUUAGACUACCCGGUUAGCAUACGCAUAAUCAAUCUUGAGGGCGACGAAACACCUCAUCUGUACUCAACGUUACUGAAAAGACCCGAUCUUAGACACAUUGGCUCCAACUUGAGUCCUCAUUCUGAUCUUCAUGUUACCGUCCAAGUAUGGGCUGGCUCGAAGCCCCUAACAGUCCCUGUACAGACAUCAUAUAAGGCGUUCCGUAAUGAGAGGAGGUGGAACGAAUGGCUCACCCUACCGAUUCCCUACAAAUCCCUCCCGAUCAAUUCGUAUCUUGCCAUCACGAUAUGGGAUCUGUCCCCGACCGGCGGGAAACAGGCCCAAGGCCAUGCGAUCCCCUUCGGCGGAACAACACUCCCCCUAUUCGACCAGGACAACCAGCUACAAAAGGGCAGGCAGAAGUGUCUAGUUCAUCGCCACAAACAAGCAGACGGAAACGACAACACAACUACGCCGUCGAGCACCGAAAAGAAGAAGAGUGGUUCUAAAAAAGAGAGCAGCACCCUCGUAGAUAAAGAAACCGAGGAGCUUGAACGCCUCGAGAAGCUUUUCAAAAAACACGAGAUGAACGAGAUCCCCAGAGUCGAAUGGUUGGAUCAGUUAGUCUUCCGCGAGACGGAGAGGCGUGGCUUAAAGGCGGCAAGGAGUUCGAUUAAAUCUCUACAACGCCAGUCGACCAUCAAUGUUACAAAGGACGGAUCCCAGAAUAACACGACGAAUCUCGGAGCAAAUGACCAGUUGAUGCCUGGCCCGUCGAAGUUCAUGCUGAACGUGGAACUACCUCGCUUCGACUUUCCCGUCGUGUUUGCAGACCACGAAUAUCCGUCGCCGCCCGUCUCCUCUUUCCAACACCUUUCGGCCUCUCAAUCUAAUAUUAUAAUGAAGCCCCCUCCAGAGGUGUCGUAUGGCCCCGGUAUCAACGGCCCCGAUAGCGCGGGACACGGUAUGAGCGGUCGUCUCGUCAGCAUAUACGACCCGGAAGUUGGGGCUCGGGACAACCCGGCAGAAAGCAAGCAUAGGCGACUUGUUAGGAGUCAGCACCGUCACGGAAUAUUAGACAAGGAUUUGAGGCCCAACGCCAAAGUCCGCGACGAGCUGAAUACGAUCAUGUCGUAUUCGCCGACCCAUACUUUAUUGCCCGAGGAAAAGGAUCUCGUCUGGAAGUUCCGCUACCAUUUGACCAAGGACAAACGCGCCCUCACCAAGUUCGUCAAAUCCGUCAACUGGCAGGAUCAGAGCGAAUCCAAGCAGGCCAUCCAGGUCCUCAGUAAGUGGACCGACAUUGACGUGGACGACGCGCUGGAGUUACUCGGCCCUACUUUUGACAACCGGGCCGUGAGGGCGUAUGCGGUCGAUCGGUUAAGGAAGGCCGAUGAUCACGAAUUACUUCUCUACCUGCUCCAACUGGUCCAAGCUCUCAAGUUCGAGCAUAUAUCAACCGACUCUAGCCAAGCUGCUGUACGCGCCUCCUCGCUCGCUAACUUCUUAAUUUCGCGUGCCGUGGAAAAUUUCACCCUCGGGAACUAUUUCUAUUGGUAUCUCGGCGUCGAAUACGACGAUAAGAGCAACGACCAGGGAGAAGAGGUACGUACUAUGUACGCUAAAGUCCAAUACGAUUUCAUGAAGGAGCUGGAGGAGCGUCCAGGAGGUCGAGAAACAAGAACUACUAUUAGGAGACAAGCCGAACUCGUCACGGUGUUAUCUAAGAUAUCGGCCGAGAUUCAGGCUUCAAACGAGUCGGUGGCCCGGAAAGUGGAAAAGGCCAAGUCUUUCCUGGCAGAUCCAAAAAAUGAGGUUCUAUCUAUCGACCCGCCUAUACCUAUCCCUCUAGACCCAUCGGUCAUGGUAGCGGGCGUGAUCCCAGAAGAAACGCGGGUCUUCAAGUCCUCUCUGUCGCCUAUUAUGGUGACAUUUAGGACGACUUCGGGCAGCAAAUACCCCAUACUCUUCAAGACCGGCGAUGACCUACGUCAGGACCAACUAGUCAUCCAGAUUAUCACCCUUAUGGACCAGCUGCUACAAAAGGAGAACCUAGAUCUCAAAUUAACGCCAUACAAAAUUCUCGCGACUAGCACGACCGCGGGAGCCUCUCAGUUUAUACCCUCUCAGACAUUCGCGGCGAUAUCUUAUAAGUACCGCGCCAAUCCGGCUCUUGCCUACCUCAAGCAGCAUAACCCCGACGAGCGGGCUUACCUAGGGGUGCGCAAGGAGACGCUUGAUACGUUUGUCAAAUCGUGCGCGGGAUACUGCGUCAUCACCUAUAUCCUCGGAGUCGGCGAUCGGCACCUGGACAACCUGCUCCUCACUCCCGACGGCCACUUCUUCCACGCCGAUUUCGGGUUUAUCCUCGGCCGAGAUCCCAAGCCAUUCGCGCCCGCCGUCAAACUCAGCAAAGAGAUGGCGGACGCGAUGGGUGGCUCGAACCCGCCGAGCGAGCAGUACCUGCAGUUCAAGCAGUACUGUUUCCUCGCAUUCGCCGCGCUGCGAAAGUCAUCGAACCUGAUCCUGAAUCUGUUUAGCCUCAUGGUGCAUGCCAACAUCCCGGACAUUAAGAUCGAGCCAGACAAGGCGGUUUUCAAGGUGAAGGAGCGUUUUCAUCUAGAGCUAAACGAGGAAGACGCAAUCCGGCAUUUGGACGGGAUUAUGGAGGAUAGCCUUAACGGCAUCAUGCCUGUUGUCAUCGACCGGCUGCAUGAUUGGGUGCAGGCCUUCAGGCCAUAGGGGUAAAAGAGGUGCUGGCAACCUGUCAUGAUAUGUAUGUAGGAGGGUCCUGGGACGGGGCCCGGCGUAGGUUGGUCGGGCAGCUAUCCGGAGAGGGUUGCAAACAGAGCGGGUUGGAAGUGAAUGAGAUGCGGGACGCAUGACGGAGUUUUGUUGGUCGUUUCUAAAACGACGCGCGUGCAUAGAUCCAGGAUCACACCCACGCAGGAUACCCGAUAUACAGAAGACGGAGACAAGCGGAUCAAAUGCAAGCCACUUCACAGCUUUGGACGGGAGCUAGCGGUCUCGACAUUAUAUCAUGGGCGAUGAUGAAACACGAACGGAGUGCGGCAGCCACAACGUGGGAUGGGAGGGAAAGGCGCAUUUCCGUCCGCUGCGUACCUAUACAUAUGGACACCUAAUACCUCCUAUCCGGGCAUACAGGUAGGUGAGCUAAAGAACGAAGACUACCAAGUAGCGCUGUUAGGAAUCGAACCUAUCCUUCGUUAAGUAACCUACUGAUCUCAGGUAACCUACCUCGCGAUACCUCCAGGUCGUUGAGCUAC